AAAUCAGGGAUCAAACCUGUGUCCCCUACAGUGGAAGCUCAGAGUCUUAACCACUGGAUCACCAGGGAAGUCCUCACAAAACCUUCAAUUGUAAAAAAAGAAACCACACUAUCUGCAAAGUACAAUAAAGCAAAGCACAAUAAAAUGAGCUGUGUUUGUAUAGAAAUAUUACCUAAAGAGGGAAUUCAUUGGCAAUCCUGUGGUUAGGACUCCAUGCUUCCCCUGCAGUGGGCGUGGACCAGAUUAGAUCCCUGGUCAGGGAACUAAGAUCCCCUACAAGUGUGUGGUGCAGCCAAAAAAACCAAAUUGAAUUGAAGGUUUGUGGCAGCUCUGUGUCAAGCAAACCUGUUGGCACCAUUUUUUCCAACAGCAUUUGCUCACUUUGUGUCUUUCUCAAAUUUUGGUAAUUCUCUCAAUAUUUCAAACUUUUUAUUAUUAUGUUUGUUAUGGUGAUUUGUAAUCCAUGAUCUUUCAUUUACUUCUACAACUCACAGAAGGCUCAGAUGAUGGUUAGCAAUUUUUAAUGAGAAAGUAUUUUUAAAUUGAGAUAUGUACUCUGUUUUAGACAUAAUGCUAUUGCACACUUAACAGACUACAGUAUUAUGUAAACAUAACUUUUAUAUGCACUGGGAAAUAAAUUCUUGUCACUAGCUUUAUUGCAAUACUUGCUUUAUUGUGGAGGUCUGGAACUGAACCUGGAAUAUCUCUGAGUUAUGCCUGUACAGAUAACCCCAUAUUUGUCCUCUAACCAAAAUCUUCUCCAGAUUCCUCUUUCCAGUUGAGUUCUUUAUGUCUGUACUAAGAUACCCACCUCAGAAUGUUUGUGUCAAAAUACACACCGAUUUUCCCACGUUAAAAAUCUCUUUCCCUGGUGUUCCUCACCAACUUAAGCUGGAACUUCUAGUCAUUUAGGCCAAAUACCUGAGGAAAAUCUUUAAUUCCUCCUUUUUAUUUACAUUGAAUUCAACAGUGAAUGUUGUUUUUUCCUUCUAGAUGUGCCUUGAGUUCCUUGACUUGUCCACAUGUACACUGUUGUUGCUCCAGACCAAGCCACUGUUGUCUCUUGUCUGAUUACUUCAUUAACUUUCUCUUCCACACUUCUUCCUCUCCCAUCACUAUCCACACAGCAGUCAGCAAUCUUUUGGAAAUAUAAAUCAGAACCCCCCACCUCCUCAGAGCUUCUAGUGGCUCAUCACUAGUCUUAGCAUUAAAUUCAGAUUCUUCUACCAUAUCUACAUAGUAUGACUUCUGUCUACCUUUUGAACUUAAAGUUUUCCUUCUCCCUAUGUAACUGUUCCAUUCAGGGCCCACUGGCUACCUUUCUGUUUCUUUACUUGGCCAAACCUUUCCUUUGUCAAGGCUUUUACACUGCUGUCAUACUUGAGUGAAACAUGAAGUUACUUACAUGAAGCUGCUUAAUUUUUAUUCCUAGUUUCUUGGCUCACCUUUUAUUUCCUCACAGGGCAUUGUUCUUUUUCAUGUGCUGGGAACCACUUUUCAGUGUGAAUUUGUCUUAUUUCUUUGCUUCCAUUUUGUUCUCUUUUGCCCAGGGGAAUGCAGAAAAUGUGUUUCUCUUUGGUGUGUAUUCAGAUGCUGUGACAGCACAUGAUACAUAUUAGACAUUCAAUAAAUAUUGGGGGAGAGAAUGGAUACAUCCUCCAUCAUGUUAGAUCAGAAUGUCUCCAACUUAUUUUAUUUUGUGUUAAUGACACAUAUUUCUACUUUGUCCUCUUUUGCCGGUUUUGCAAGGAUCUCUUUGGAGAGUACCAAAUAUUUUACUAAUUGAGAAUUGUCUGCCACUGAUUCUAUAUCUUUGUUUUUUUUAGAUGUUAUGACCUUAUUGUGUUUACCCCCAUUUUCAAGAAGUAAAUUUAUACUUAAUGAUUUUUUUCAUAUGACAUAAUUGUCACAGAGAGCUAGCCCAAACCAUUUCAUUUUAGAAGCAGUUUUAUUGCAUAUCCUGAUUAUGAAAGAAUUCAUUUUCUUUCUAGAAGUUGGUGAUCCUAUGCAGCAAUCCUUGGAAAUCCAAUACAAGCAUAAAAAUAUGGAAAGAGGCCAUGAAUUCAGUUCUUUGGGAAAUAUUUUUUGUCUGCGUGGAAAUCUUGUUACUUUAAGGCAAAGCCAUGAGAAGUUUGACAUACUGAAUUCUAAUUUAGAUUUAGUUAACCAGAAUAGAAGCUCCAUGGCAAAAAAUCCUGACAAGUUUAAUAAAUACGAGAAAUCAUUUCUUCAUAGUAAGCAUGAAAAACAUUACACUGGAAUUAAAUGCAAUAAACAUGGAAACACUCUCCACACCAAUUCAAAACUCAGUAUACAUCAGAUUGAAAAAGGAAAGAAACAUGAGUGUAUGGAAUGUGGUAAAAUCUUCAUCAAAAAGUCUCAACUCACUGUACACCAUAGAACACAUACAGGAGAGAAGCUGUAUAAAUGCCUUAAAUGUGGUAAAACCUUCUGUAGAAAGGCAGAGCUUAAUAUACAUAUGCAAGUUGAACAAGGAAUAAAACCCCACGCGUGCAGUGAGUGUGGGAAAACCUUCUCUAGGAAGUCUCAGCUCCUUGUACAUCAGAAAACUCACACAGGAGAGAAACCAUAUAUGUGCAGUGAAUGUGGGAAAGGCUUCAUCCAGAAGGGUAACUUCCUUAUACAUCAACGAAUUCAUACUGGAGAGAAGUCCUUUAGAUGCAAAGAGUGUGGUAAAGCCUUCAGUCACAAGCCAUGUCUCGUUGCACAUCAAAUAUUUCACACUGGAAAUCCUCCCUAUGUAUGCAGUGAGUGUGGAAAAGCCUACUUUCAGAAGUCAAGUCUCGUUAGACAUCAAAGAGGUCACACAGAAAAGUGCCACAAAUGCAAUGUGUGUGGGAAAAGCUACUCCACAAAGUUCAUACUUAGCAGACACCAAAGAGUCCAUACAGGAGAGAAGCCCCAUGGGUGCAGCAGCUGUGGGAAAGCCUUCUGCCAUAAGUCCUCCCUCACUAAACAUAAGAGAACUCAUACAAAAGAGAAACGUGUCGAUUCAGUCAAGGUGGAAGAGGUUUCCUUGGAGAGCCAUGACUCAUGUGCCACAGAACCCAAACAGGAGAAAACCUCUGUUGAGACAGUGACAAUGCAGGGGCCUGCUAUGGCAGUGCAGGCAUCAUUAAACAUCCAUGGGUUCCUUGCCCGAGGGAAUGUGGUUCUUGUGGGAGAGCCUGUGGCCAGACGUGUCCCCUCAGGAGAUGGCAGAGUUUUCACAGGAGAGGAACCUCAUGAAUGGGGUUGUGUGGUACUGCCUUCAGUUACCAAUUAUGUCUUCUUUUAUGUCACAGGAAACAUGUAA
Dama dama (fallow deer) is the source of this 3316-nucleotide messenger RNA. RefSeq names its product zinc finger protein 501-like. The record is from RefSeq and is a predicted model, not a curated record. Gene Ontology annotation, biological process: negative regulation of transcription by RNA polymerase II. The transcript has a single exon. Bases 1967 to 3316 code for a protein of 449 amino acids. Gene Ontology annotation, molecular function: DNA-binding transcription repressor activity, RNA polymerase II-specific. Lineage: Eukaryota; Metazoa; Chordata; Mammalia; Artiodactyla; Cervidae.